Artibeus jamaicensis (Jamaican fruit-eating bat) is the source of this 2450-nucleotide messenger RNA. RefSeq names its product transcription factor CP2-like protein 1. Gene Ontology annotation, biological process: regulation of transcription by RNA polymerase II. The transcript has 16 exons. Gene Ontology annotation, cellular component: nucleus. Bases 186 to 1658 code for a protein of 490 amino acids. The record is from RefSeq and is a predicted model, not a curated record. Gene Ontology annotation, molecular function: DNA-binding transcription activator activity, RNA polymerase II-specific; RNA polymerase II cis-regulatory region sequence-specific DNA binding. NCBI's taxonomy places the organism in Eukaryota, Metazoa, Chordata, Mammalia, Chiroptera, Phyllostomidae.
GCAAGCUGGACUAUGUUCUGUAAACUCCAGUCCUCUGGCCAGGCAGCCCCAGCAACAGGACAGGCGUCCUGCCAUCACUGCUCCUGUGUGUCGGGGUCAGAGGAGAGGAGGGUUGGAGGCCAGCGAGGAGCAAAGACCCUCUGCAGGUCCCUCUGCAUGUCUGCUUGUCCCGUCCCCUGGGAGUGAUGCUGUUUUGGCACAACCAGCCGGAGCACCUGUGGCCCAGCCCUGGGGAACUGUACUCUGGGCCCCCAAGUAGCCUGCUCAGGGAGCCCCUGCCCCUGCCCUACCUGAAGCAGGAGGAGCUGCCCGGUGCUCCCGGCUUGGAGCCUGCCGGCCCCGCAUUCCAGUACGUGCUCUCUGCAGCCACCUCACCAGCUGUGAAGCAGCAGGAGGAGGCCCUCACCUACCUGAACCAGGGCCAGUCCUACGAGGUGCAGAUGCUCUGCACCUCUAAGCACAGUGAUGCCACCCAGGGGUGCCGGCUGCUGAAGAGUGUGGCGCGUGUGGUGUUCCACGACCGGCGCCUGCAGUACACGGAGCAGCAGCAGCUGGAUGGGUGGAGAUGGAGCCGGCCCGGGGACCGCAUCCUGGACAUCGAUGUGCCGCUGUCUGUGGGGCUGAUAGAACCACAGGCGCCGCCCUCACAGCUCAACGCGGUGGAGUUUCACUGGGACCCCACCAAGAGGACCUCCCUCUUCCUGCAGGUUCACUGCAUCAGCACUGAGUUCACUCCUCGGAAAAAAGGUGGAGAGAAAGGCGUCCCCUUCCGCCUCCAGAUUGACACUUUCAAGCCCAGUGACAAGGAGCUUCCAGCUGAACACCUGCAUUCAGCUGGCUGCCUCAUCAAGGUGUUCAAGCCCAAAGGAGCUGACCGCAAACUGAAAACUGACCGGGAGAAGAUGGAGAAGCAGCCCCUGCACGAGAGAGACAAGUAUCAGACUGCCUGUGAGAGCACGGUCUUUGUGGAGUGUUCACCAUGGCCAGAGCCCAUUGCAGGACCCUACCAGCCUCUCAGCCCUCUGACCUCCCCCCACUCCUGCAAGCUCCUGUCCCCGGAGAGGUUCUGCGGCUCACCCCCAUUCAUCUUGGAUACCUUGGGGGGCAGCCCCGCUGAGGACCUGAACCCUGGAGCUUCCAUCCUAGAGACGCAGCAGUGGUUACACUGGCACAGGUUCUCCAGCUACUGCCGGACUCUAGCCAAUUUCACUGGCACCGAUCUGCUGAAGCUUUCCCGGCAGGACCUCAUCCAGAUCUGUGGGGCCGCCGACGGGAUCCGCCUUUUCAAUACUCUCAGAGCCAGGCCCAUCCGUCACCGGCUGACUUUAUAUGUGGCUCAGGAGGCCUCUAGGCAAGAGAAUGAGGUUUCUAAGAACCCUGACUCAGGUGGUCCUGGACUCUUCUCUUCAAGAACAAAUUCAGGCUUUUAUCAAGAGAUUUCUCUGGAUGAACUCAGUGCCAUAGAGCUGAUGGGCAAACUGGCAGAGCUCUUGGCCCUCCCGGCCAAUCAGAUCCACCGCCUCUUCCACCAGGGCCCUGGGGGGAUUCUCAUUCUCCUCAGCGACCAGGUGGUUCAGAAUCUUAAGGAUGAAUCAUACUUUGUGGCUGUGGUGAAGAAAGUGCAGAAUCCAGAUGGCUACUACCUGGUCCUGGCCUAGGCCCAGGGGUGCCCUGCUGCAGUGGAGACCAACACCAGCCUGGUUCUCCUGGGCCGUGCUCACCAGAAAAUCCAGGUGAAGGCUCCACUCCAGGUGAAGAGCCAAACCACCCUGCAUCCCUCCCCUGGGGAGGCAGCCGGCAGCUCCCGGAGGAGCGGAGCUGGCCAAGGCCUGGGGCAAAAACGCAGGAAAUGGAUUUGAUGAACUUCUGCCCCUUACUUUGUGUUUAAAAUUUUACUUGCCCCUUUCAUUUUUGCAAAUGUGCGCGUGUGUGUGCGCGUGCGAGCGCGCGCGCGCGCGCACACACACACACACACACACACACACACUAAAUGCUUGUUCAAGUUUCUGGGUGGAAUGGUCCUCUUGGAGAACAUCCUCUGCCGAAACCGUAGACUAGGGCGAGGGAUGGAGUCUGGGACAAAGGAAUAAAUAACGGUGGCUGAUGUACUUUUUUCAAUUAGUUUCGGCAAAAACUAUUCACUAAUUAGUUUCAGCAAAAACUAUUCACUGCAGCCUCCAAAAGACCAUUCAACUACCAAAUCACUGUGCUUGUUUGACUGUGGUUCCAGAUAUUUGGGAAAUACCAGAGCUAUUCUUGAACACUGAGGCCAUAGGAUUUUAUUUUUAAAAUGUAAUUGAAUUUAUUCAUCUUUUUAUUUAUAGGUCUUAAGAAGUCUUUCCCUACAUUAAGGUCAUAAAUGCAAACUUUUUUCAAAGUUUACAUUUUAAUUUUGCAUUUUACUUUUAGAUAUGUAAUCCAUCUGAAACUGAUUUUCUGGUGUAUAUUUU